GCACAUCCGGUACAGGAACCAAUCAAAAUUUGGAAGAUUUUUUUCAGGAAGACAAAGUAUAAAUUAUCAGCAUGGCACUGAGUCUUGAUGACAAGUUGCUUGGUGAGAAGACUCACUAUUAUUGCAGCAGCAGUGAAGAUGAAGGGGAUGAUGAUGAUGAGAACCAGGAAGGCAAGGAAGCUGUCAGAGGAGGAGGUGGACCAACUUUUGUACCUGAAUCUCAGAUUAAUCCAACACGGGCAGCUUCUUAUUCAGGCACAGCAGUUCAGACUGGGCCUAAGGGUGUGAUCAAUGACUGGAGAAGAUACAAACAGCUUGAGAAUGAGGCACGGACAAAUCAGGAACUGGAGAAAGCUGACCUACUUAAGAGGCUAUCAGUUACCUGUAGAUCUCAUCUUGAUGAUGAAAAGGAAAAGGCAAAAGAUGCUGACUUUAUGCAACAGAUGGAAGAUUUAGAAGAAUUUGAGGAUGAAUUCCUCAAAGAAUACAGGAGAAAAAGGAUAGAGGAAAUGAGAGCUACUUUUACAAAUGUUCCAUUGUUUGGUAAAGUCCUGUCAUUAGAUGCCAACAGUUAUGUUGAAGCCAUUGACAAAGAGCAUCCACUAGUCACAAUAAUAGUCCAUAUAUAUGAAGAUAUUCCAGCCUGUGAAGCAAUGAAUGGGUGUCUACUGUGUCUGGCCCAGGAGUAUCCCAAAGUCAAGUUUUGUAAACUCAGGGCAUCAGAUGCAAAACUGAGCAGCAAUUUUUCUGUCAAAGGUGUGCCGGCCCUGCUGAUCUAUAAGAAUAAGGACAUUGUUGGAAGUUUUAUAGGGAUGGGACAGGACUUAGGAGAUGAUUUCUUUGCGACAGAUGUUGAAGCAUUUUUACAAGAACAUGGAUUUCUGCCACAACCUGGAUCAAAAACCCAUGCAUUAAGCGCUAGUGCUCUAGCUGCACAGGAGGACAGUGGGAGUGACUUUGACGUGGACUAGAAGUACCUCCUUUGUAUAAGAUAGUUAAGACUAACAACCGAAGCUUGUUGCAAUCUCAUUCUUUGUUACACAUUUGCUAUGAGAUUGGAAGAAUUGUGGUCCAUAUUUUGAUACUUUUAUAAUGCAGAAUGUACCGAAGCAAGCAAAGGAAAGAAAUUGUUUCAAGUCUGAACUACCCUAGUUUGAAACUUCAUCUCCCUUUGUUAGGAAUUUUUUGGAAUAUUUGAGGAAAUCAGUUUCUACUUUAAAGUUCCAUUUCAAAUUUAUUGUGACACAAGUAUAGACCAAGGUACAGAAAAUAAAACAAAACAUUAUUCAUCUACAUGUAGAAGGGUCAGUGCUAAGGUA
This is a messenger RNA of Owenia fusiformis, 1319 nucleotides long. The record is from the annotation of a GenBank genome assembly. Lineage: Eukaryota; Metazoa; Annelida; Polychaeta; Sabellida; Oweniidae.